Molecule: messenger RNA, 596 nt
Organism: Racocetra fulgida
Lineage: Eukaryota; Fungi; Glomeromycota; Glomeromycetes; Diversisporales; Gigasporaceae
Source: the annotation of a GenBank genome assembly
AAAUCUUUGCCUUAAAUAUUCUUAAAAAUUCAUCUCCAAAUAAAAUUGCGAAUAAUGUUAAUGUUACAGAACUUGACCCAUGUACAUUAUGCAAACAAGAACUUUUUUUGUAUGAAAUAAAACAACCAAUUAUCUUACUUACUUGUGGUCAUAUAUUUCAUCAAUAUUGUAUUGAAACUUCUAUUAAAAUCAGUUCAAAAUGUCCGAAACCAAAUUGUGAGAAAGAGAUAGAAUCUGUAGAUCUUGAUUUAAUGGUUAUGUCACCUACAAUAUUUAAAAGCCCUAUAAUUACACAAAAAAGUGAUACAUCAAAAAAACGUACUGGAGAUUACAUAUUAUUUCCUAAUCAACCAUCUAACAAAAAAACAAAACAGAUAAAAAAAGAAUCGCUAACACUAAAGAAACUUAUAAAAGAAUUAUCUACUGAGCCUACAAAUAAUUUUGUUAAUUUGUAUAAUAAUAUAACCUAUGCAGAAACUCAAAAUGAAAUUAUAAAUCAGGAUAUUGUAACCAGCUAUUAUCUUUUCGGUAAAGCACUUAUUAAUAGAUAUGAAUAUUAUAAAACAAAUAAUCCAAAACAUACAGCUCAAGCAUUA